Molecule: messenger RNA, 4442 nt
Organism: Styela clava
Lineage: Eukaryota; Metazoa; Chordata; Ascidiacea; Stolidobranchia; Styelidae
Source: RefSeq, a predicted model, not a curated record
CCUAAUAUAUACUAGUUAUCCAAAUUUCCAUGGAUAUAACUUGGUUAAUUAUAUAGCAAAGUUCUGGCAACGGUGCUGAGAUGAGAUAAAGGACAAACGGAUGAAGAAAUAUUUGAAGACGAAAUAUUUGAAGUUGGAAUUGUAAAAGCAUAGAGAAAAAUAAAAAGAUGGCAACGGGUGGAGGAGAGACGGGCGAUAGCUCAUCGUCUGAAACGGAUAAAAAAACGACAGAACCAGAUCUUGAUGUGGAAGGAAUGACAAAAAUAUUCGGAACAUGCAAAUGGUUCAACGAUGCCAAAGGAUUCGGAUUCGUGUCGGUUGAUGAUUCGUCGACACUUUCCGGAGAUGAGGAGGGAGAAGAGGGGAAACCCCGACCGGAUAUAUUUGUUUAUCAGGAUGUAAUAAAGAUGCCUGGCUUUCGAAGUCUUCGGAAAGAUGAAAAGGUAGAAGUCUGGUACAAGAAGUCAUCCAAAGGUUUGGAAGCUGUGAAAGUAGCCGGUCCCGGCGGCGCUGAUUGUCUGGGAAUGGAAAGAAGACCAAAACGAAGGAAAAAAGCAGACAAAUGCUACAAUUGUGACAUGAUAGGGCACCAUGUAAAAGAAUGUACGAAGCCACCAAUGGCAAAACGAUGUCACCAUUGCAAAUCCUAUUUGCAUCUAGUUGCUAAAUGCCCAAUAAAACACCCCCACCUUGUGGCAACCGGAAGUACUUCAAAUCAAGUUUACGGAACUGAACAACAACAACAACAACAACUACCUCAUUCAAAUGGCCAAUCUACCUCAAACCAGUCCUCUACCUCAUCUAGUGGACAAUACCAAGAGCCUAGAUAUGGUUAAAGUGGUGAAACUGACUUUACAAAGCCCACACGGGACAUUGCUGCUUAGCUGUGCCUGUCUGCAUAGCAGACAAGGUUUAAAAGGCACAGAUACAUGAGCUGAGUUUGAACAAACCAACAAAGGGGUCUGACGACUUAGUCAAUUGGUCAUUUGUUUUAUUUUUCCUUGAAUGAGGACUUUUUAGUGAGUACUUCAUGAAACCAAUUGCCAUUUUUAUCGCUAUAACGUAAUUUUAAAUUCAAAAAUUUCGCCUAAAAUUUCAUAUGGGCCAAUCAUUUUAUGGCUAAACCGAAUCCACACAAUUUUCACCUCCACACUCGAAGAGUGACAUAUUUCGAUGACGUCAGUUGAUGACGUCACAUUUGUAAUAGGCUUCACACGCCACUGUGCGAAGCUCUUCAUUUGAUGGUACAAUAUAUCACGACACCUCAAAAUAAAAUAUCCGCAGUAUUCGAUUCUCUCAUUUUGCUGUGUUCAAUCAACCGUAACCUCUCUCUCGUUUUUUCUACCUCAACAAAAUUGACCAAGAAUAGUGAAUGUCGUCACAAUUACAUUUGAGACACAUGCAUGAACACAAUUUUCAUUGGAAAAUCAUGGUUUUGUGACACUAGGGGCACAAUGGAGUUAAUUUUUAUAUUUUAAUACCGAAUACCUCAAUUUUUCCGCGUAGGACGAAAAUAAAAUCUUUUGAAAGAGCUGGUUUGAAGCUAAUCAAACAAAGAUUGGCAGAUUUUGGCGGGAAAUAUACAAUAUUUUGCUGGAAUAUACAAUUUUUGUUGGAAAAUAUACAAUAUUUAGCGAGAAUACACAUUUUUUGGUGGGAAAUAUACAAUAUUUCGCAUGAAAAAUACUAUUUUGGGGAGAAAUAUAAAAUAUUUGGAGAGAAAUAUUUCAAUUUUGGCGGGAAAAAUAUAACGUAUUGUGGCGGGAUAUAUAAAAUAUUACGCGGCAAAUAUACAUUAUUUGGCGGGAAAUAUGAAUAUGAUCAACCGAAGUGCAAACGCUUCCUUUUUGUCUUUUUUUUUCUUGUUUUAUUUUACUUCUUUUUAUGAAUUGGGGAGGAAAUAGCAAAAUCACAAAUUGUAGAAAUGUACACAGUUUUGUGUUUUUUUUUAAACUCUCUCAUAAAUUUGAAAACUUGACAAAUAUUUAAAUUUACCCUCACCCUUAAAUUCAAAGUUUCAAAUAUGAAAUUAAAUUCUUGCUUUUACGAGUAUGAAGUUCUGCAGAAGUCGUUAAAUUUGUGUUUUAAAAACUUCGAUUUAUUGUUUUACCCUUUAAAAAUUUUCAACUAAAAAUUGAUUAAACAUAAAAAGGAUUCAUUACCAACAUAGUCAUUGACUAUACAAGGCAAAAUUUUUGUUUGUGUGCAGGUGUUAUUCCACGCAACCAUUGCGUUUGAUCUCAGGGCCGUUUGUGUUUUGUUUGUACAUUUUUUGUUGCUGCCUACAAUAUGAUGUUCAAUAUGACGUCAUUAAUUCAUGUCGCUAUAAUUACAUGACGUCAUAUUUUGUUUUGUUCGUGAUUAUUCAAUUUUGUUAGAAUUGUUGUCUGUUCGAACACAUAUUACGUUCUUGUCCUAUUUCGGGGGUAAUUUUGUAUUGUCUCUUUAGAUAGACGCAAUAUUUUCGUUAGUAGAGAAACUCCUAAGAACAAGGUAUUGGUUGUAUUGUAAGUAAAGAGUAAAACCUGUUUCCAUAACAGUCCAAUAGCCCUCUAUGGAGGAGGCCAUUCAAAUGGCAAUCACGACCAUAUAUCCAUCCUUACACAUAACCUGCUGUCUUUAUAGCAACCCAAUAACCCUCUUAUGGAGGAGGGCAUUCAUUUGGCAAUUAGGACCAAAUACCCAUCCUUUUUCCUAACUGUUUUGUUUCUAGAAUGUACUCACCGGAUUCAGUAUUCCGGAUUUCAAAUUCAACCGACUCAAACCACUUUAAAUGGUUUUUAGAAACCCAUUUUUAAUUAUGGGUUUGUAAUUUUUGAUUUGAGAUAACGAGAUAGAAAAGCACCGGCCAACUUUAUAAGAUAAUUAGUAUCAUGAGUUUAGGAAGCAUUCUAUAGAAUCGCGAGUGUUUGUUACCAACCUAUUUCAUAGUAAAGCAUGCAUUACUGGUAAGAAGGAGACAACUUUUCGAACGUUCAUUUCGUCUUUACCAGUUGUUCUCAACAUUUUUUUCAUUGCUCACUUUUGUUGCGCAAAAUUUUGUGGCUCAUUAAGUUUUUUAUAUAAGGGAAAAACUACAAGAAAAAUGAAAAUUCUUUCUGCGAAAACAGACGCUUCCACUUAAUAUUUAAAAAAAGGAACGAUUUUCUCAACCAUUGGCCAUGGCCCAUUUCUGGGCCACAAAAAGAUUUUCAGAAACAAAUGAUAAUGCUGUUAUUUUACUACUAAAUGGUAAUUUCACUAUUUAAUUUUUCCCUUGCAUGAGAUAGUUAAUGAGCCACAGAAUUUUUGUGCAACGGAAGUGGGGUCACCCAAAUGAACAGGUCAAAAGACUAUUUCCGCUUUCAUUUUGACCAUUUCCGCUUUCAUGUGUUUCAAACAAUUUUGAGUGUUAUUUUUCCGCAUGGGAAUUUUUUACAAUCUGAUAAAAUUUACGGAUCAAAAACUUUUUUUACUUUUACGGAGAAAAUUGUAACUUCCAAACAUUUAAGAAGUAAUGUUUCGGUCUAUAAACUGCUAUAACUGCAAAUCUACCUCAAUAAUUUAGGAAAUAAAACAGAAAUUAUUAUUAAACCAUGCCCGAUCAUUUUCUGCCAGUACCGGAUUUAAUUGAAAUUUGUAUUUUCUUCUGUGCUUUGAAUGCUUUAAGACAGCCAAGACUUUUGAGAAUCCACGUUUUCCGGCUUCCCGUUGGAGCAGCUAGCUGUUAUGGUCUAACUUGGCAAAUAUAAUUUCAGAAAUUUAAUGAUGAAACUUUUGGAAUAAAUUUUUAAUUUCUAGUACCGGAUCUCCACGAAAUUUGUAUUUUUUCCGUGCUUUUCCGUAGUCGCUUUCUUGAAGGGCCACAACAAAAUGUUGUUACGAUGCUUUAGAAAAAUUAUGCACUGAAAUUACAUCUUUGGAAAUUCACCAAUGGCAAGUUUAUUCAAUGAAAUAUUCCACCCAGACAUAAUGAGCUCGAACUCUGGUAUCCGUCAAGCAGUUUUUGUGUGUACUUUUCAGGGGUGUCGUUUUUUUAUUUAAUUUUUCGUGGAAUAAGGGGAAAUUUUGGAUUUGGAUUGGACAAAUAUCUAGCACAGUGAUACUCAAACUUUUUAGGCUGCCUCCCUUUUCUAGGAUUUGGCUUUCAAAGUCGUUGCAAACAAUUUCAUAAGCUGAAUUUCCAAUACUUCCAAAAAACACAAUAUAUAAAGUAUCAUUUUUUUUACAAAAAUUCGCAAAUUUUGUAUUCCACAAAUUGGCCAUGUUUUGUAUUUACAGACUUCUUUUAAAAAAAUGUCGAAAAGGGGAAUUUGUCAUGAUUUUUCGAUGUUUCUUGCAUGAUCGGGUAUGGUUUAAUAUAAUUUCUGAUCUAGAUGACGUAAUGUUGUUUGUUUUUGAGUUAAUGUUUGUCUCGCGAUUUUCUUACAAUUUUUGUCAAAGACGAAUAUUAAACACCAUGA